This is a messenger RNA of Rana temporaria (common frog), 1481 nucleotides long. RefSeq names its product alpha-1,4-N-acetylglucosaminyltransferase-like. The transcript has 2 exons. Gene Ontology annotation, molecular function: acetylglucosaminyltransferase activity. Gene Ontology annotation, biological process: protein O-linked glycosylation. NCBI's taxonomy places the organism in Eukaryota, Metazoa, Chordata, Amphibia, Anura, Ranidae. The record is from RefSeq and is a predicted model, not a curated record. Bases 47 to 1120 code for a protein of 357 amino acids.
UUUUGCUUUAUUAAUUCUUACAGAUCAGUCAUUGGACUCCACAAUCAUGAAGAAAUUAUUCAAAAAAUUCACCCUUUUCAUGGCAAUAGCAGCUAUGACCUUUCUGAGCAGGUAUGCCCUAAAACAGAAAAGCUUUUACAUCAUGAAUAUCCUAAUAUGGAAUGGCUUACAUCCAAGAACACACUAUGAUCCUGAAAUCUCCCGUCUGAUAGAAAGUGUACCCUCUGCUACUUUCUCUGCAAAAACUGUUUUAAGACAAGGAAAUGGAAUCUUAUUUAUGGAGACCACAGACAAAAUGGAACCACCACCUCUGGUCUUAUGUGCUAUUGAGUCAGCGGCUCGAGUCUACCCUGACAGACCAGUGGUCUUCUUCAUGAAAGGACUGGGGGAUAUCAUGACAGAGGACGAGGAGAAAAGAACAAGAAAACGUUUUCCAACUCUCUCUUCUUUUCACAAUAUCUACUUCUUCCCGCUCAAACUGAAUAAGUUAUUUAAUAACACGCCUCUUAUGGAAUGGUUCGAAGAGGUGAACCCCAAAAAAGAAAAGUACUGGACCCAUGUUAUUUCUGAUGCCAGCCGGUUUGCUAUGAUGUGGAAACAUGGUGGCAUUUAUAUGGAUACUGAUAUCAUCUCCAUUCACCCAAUACCUAAGGAUAAUUUCGUAGCAGCUGAAUCUGCUAGAGUUACCAGCAGUAGUGUUUUUGGGCUGCCGCCCUUUCAUAACGUAACCUGGGAGUUUAUGAAAAAUUUUGUGGUGGAAUACAAAGGAUAUAAAUGGGGACACCAAGGACCAGGAGUGUUCACACGUGUUAUGAAAAGGUUGUGUGGAGAAAUAGUAUUUACAUUUUUGGUAGAUAAUGUAUGUCAAGAUAUAUUUUACUUUCAUCCUUAUCGUUUCUAUCCAAUUUUGUAUUCAUCCUGGGAAACAUUUUUUGAAGUUAAUGAAAAUCCACCAACUUUCACAGACUCGUAUGUCUAUGUCGUAGUUCUAUGGAACUAUAAAAACAAAGUUGGUCUAACCAUGGUUCCUGGAAGUAAUACAUUAGUGGAGCACCUCUAUAAAAAAUACUGCCCGCUCACAUAUGGAGCAAUUCUGAGAAACGAAACGAUUUACAUUUAAAAAAUAACUUCACGUCACAUCAGUCACAAUAUUCGGACUUGCUACAAAGAGAAUUGGCUAAAGCUACCAGCAAAUUAGCCCUGGACAUACAACAAGAUUUCCAGGAACUGGGGAGCCGGUUGGAAAGCAUUAAAUCUAAAGUAGAUGACACCGUUCAUAACUCUAACAUGAUAACUAACUUGCACGAUCGCCUUGAGGAAGCCUACUCUAAGAUCGACAACCUUGAAAACCGCGCCAGGCGCUAUAAUUUUCAUAUCAGGGGCAUUCCUGAAAAUGUGAAAGAUAUCACUUCAGUCACUUAUUCACUAAUGCAAGCUGCAGUACAGGCAUACCCCACUUUUAAGUACACAAUGGGGUUUAU